This is a messenger RNA of Adineta ricciae, 774 nucleotides long. Lineage: Eukaryota; Metazoa; Rotifera; Eurotatoria; Adinetida; Adinetidae. The record is from the annotation of a GenBank genome assembly.
AUGGAUUAUCAGAGCUCAAUCUUUUCCUACUUACUUCAUCAAAGUAUACCUAUGUCAAUGAUUAACAUUCUCGAAAAUCAACGUGUGACGAACAAAGAUUUGCAAAUUAUGGAUCGUGAUGAUGUCGAACACUUAUUCAAAAACGAAUACGGCUUUACAUUCGCCGAUCGAAAACGCUUCUGGAAUACGAUACAGAAAUUACGCUCGCCAAACAGAAAAUGUCAGAUCAUUUGUAUAGGCGAAAAAGAAGAUGAUGACGGAAUACCUGACGUCUAUGAAGCGGUUAACACUAAACCACCAACUUAUUCAGUAAGCAUUGCUCCGUCUGCCUCAUGCAAAGAAGAUUCAGAUGACGAAUUUAACAUAGCUGAAAAUUCGUCAAGUAACCUUGUUGAUACUCCGAAUACUUCUAUAACAUCUUUAUCAACUGCUGCAUCGAAUAAUCCGACAGAUUAUAAAUUUCAGUAUCCUGUGGAACUGCCUCAAUUCUCUGCAAAAGUAACUAAAGCAUUAGAGUAUAAUACAAUUCAGGAUGAAUGGGAUACAUUUAUGAAAGAACUUGUUUGUUGGAUACUAAAUAAGAAAAAAGAUUUUCUAAUUAAAGCCGAAUAUCAAGCGAUUGGACAGACAAUUUAUAAAUGUUAUCCAAGUAUUGGUAAAGACGGCUAUCGUCCAUGGUCAUAUUUUUGUAGAAUUUUAACAGACAAACUUCGAAAAGAAAGACGCAGACGAGGUUAUCCAUGUACGAAAUCAUGGAAACCAUUAUCAACCUAA